AGGGCGUGGCCUAAAGCCGGGUCCUUCCAUCUCUGAGUUUUACCGCGUUUCAGCCUCCGAGCCGGAGGCGUCCGACCAAUUCAGAGACUCCGCACGCAGCAGGAUCCGGCGGUGACCAGCGGGGUGCGGCGCUAGAGCAAACCUGACCUCCCCUCCUCUGUGGGAAUGCCACGCCGGCCGCCGAGGGUCUGCUCUGGGAACCAGCCUGCUCCCGUGCCCGCCAUGGAGCCGGCUACCGACGGGCUUUGGGCCCACAGCCGCGCGGCGCUUGCCCGCCUGGAGAAGCUGCUGCGCUGCUCCCGCUGUGCUAAUAUUCUGAAGGAGCCCGUGUGCUUAGGAGGAUGUGAGCACAUCUUCUGUAGUGGUUGUAUAAGUGACUGUGUUGGCUCAGGAUGCCCAGUGUGUUACACCCCAGCCUGGAUCCUAGACCUCAAGAUAAACCGACAAUUGGACAGCAUGAUCCAGCUUUCUAGUAAGCUCCAAAAUUUGCUCCAUGACAAUAAAGAUUCAAAAGACAACACAUCUAGGGCAAGUUUAUUUGGUGAUGCAGAAAGGAAGAAGAAUUCAAUAAAAAUGUGGUUUAGUCCUCGAAGUAAGAAGGUUAGAUAUGUUGUGACUAAAGUGUCAGUACAAACACAGCCUCAAAAGGCAAAGGACGACAAAGCCCAGGAAGCCUCAAUGUAUGAAUUUGUUUCCGCAACUCCCCCUGUAGCUGUUCCUAAGAGUGCUAAAACAGCUUCUAGAACAUCUGCAAAAAAGCAUCCAAAGAAAUCUGUAGCUAAGAUCAACAGGGAGGAGAAUUUAAGGCCAGAAACAAAGGAUAGUAGAUUUGAUUCCAAAGAGGAGCUGAAGGAAGAGAAGGUUGUCUCCUGUAGCCAAAUACCAGUUAUGGAGAGACCACGGGUAAAUGGUGAAAUAGACUUAUUAGCAAGUGGUUCUGUUGUAGAACCUGAAUGUUCUGGAAGCUUGACUGAAGUCUCUUUACCAUUGGCUGAGCAUAUAGUGUCUCCAGACACUGUGAGCAAGAAUGAAGAGACUCCGGAGAAGAAGGUCUGUGUAAAAGAUCUUCGUUCAGGAGGGAGUAAUGGAAAUCGUAAAGGCUGCCACAGGCCUACCACUUCUACUUCUGACAGUUGUGGGAGCAACAUUCCGAGCACCAGCAGAGGCAUCGGUGAGCCAGCAUUGCUUGCAGAAAACGUAGUGUUGGUUGACUGCUCUUCACUGCCUUCAGGCCAGCUACAGGUUGAUGUCACACUCAGGAGAAAGAGUAACGCAUCAGAUGACCCCCUUAGCCUUUCACCGGGCACACCCCCACCUCUGCUGAACAAUUCAACUCACAGACAAAUGAUGUCAAGCCCCUCCACAGUGAAGCUGUCUUCUGGUAUGCCAGCCAGGAAAAGAAAUCACAGAGGAGAGACCUUACUUCAUAUUGCUUCUAUUAAGGGUGAUAUACCUUCUGUUGAAUACCUCUUGCAAAAUGGAAACGACCCAAAUGUUAAAGACCAUGCUGGAUGGACACCGUUGCAUGAAGCCUGCAGUCAUGGGCACCUGAAGGUAGUGGAGUUGCUGCUCCAGCAUAAUGCCCUGGUGAACACCCCUGGCUAUCAGAAUGACUCGCCACUCCACGAUGCCGUCAAGAGUGGCCACAUCGAUAUAGUCAAGGUGUUACUGUCCCACGGUGCUUCCAGGAAUGCUGUUAACAUAUUUGGUGUGCGGCCUGUGGACUAUACAGACAAUGAGAAUAUAAGAUCAUUAUUGCUGCUGCCAGAGGAGAAUGAAUCAUUCUCAACUAGCCAGUGCUCUAUCGUGAACACCGGGCAGCGAAAGAAUGGGCCGCUGGUAUUUAUAGGCAGUGGGCUUUCUUCACAGCAGCAGAAAAUGCUCAGCAAACUUGAGACAGUUCUUAAGGCUAAAAAGUGUAUGGAAUUUGACAGUACAGUAACUCAUGUCAUUGUUCCUGAUGAGGAAGCGCAGAGUACUCUGAAGUGUAUGCUUGGGAUUCUCAGUGGAUGCUGGAUCCUGAAGUUUGAUUGGGUGAAAGCCUGUCUGGACAGCAAAGUACGUGAGCAGGAAGAAAAGUAUGAAGUUCCUGGAGGUCCACAGAGGAGCAGGCUCAACAGAGAGCAGCUGUUGCCAAAGCUGUUUGAUGGAUGCUACUUCUUUUUGGGGGGAAACUUCAAGCAUCAUCCAAGGGAUGACCUCCUUAAGCUCAUUGCUGCAGCAGGAGGCAAAGUCCUGAGUCGCAAGCCCAAGCCAGACAGUGAUGUGACUCAGACCAUCAACACGGUUGCAUACCAUGCCAAGCCUGAGUCGGAUCAGCGCUUCUGUACGCAGUACAUCGUCUACGAAGACCUGUUUAACUGUCACCCAGAGAGGGUUCGGCAGGGCAAAGUCUGGAUGGCUCCGUCCACCUGGCUUAUCAGCUGUAUAAUGGCCUUUGAAUUGCUUCCUCUUGACAGCUGAAUGUCAUACCAGGUGAACAUUUUAAGUUGGACAUGCAUGGUUUGUAAGAACAACGGCCAUUGUGAUAUUUCUGGUCAUUCAUGUUUUUAUGAAUAGGUAGAACCAUUCAUAUUUCUUCCCCCUUUGAAUUGCAAAAUAAAACAAUUGAUAGUAGAUUAGGAAUUCAUUUUGAUGCCUAAACUGCUUUUAAGAUAUUUUUGUUGUUGUUCUUUUUUAAGGGUGGGGGCUAUAACUCAAGUCUUAGGGUCUUCAUCACCUAUGUGGGAGGCACAGGUUCCACACUAGGAACUUAUUUUACAUGUGGCCUGUGUUUUUUUUUUUUUUUUUUUUUUUGAUUGAUCAUGUCUUUCAGCUUUCUCAACAUCUGUCGAAGAUUAAUAAGUGAGAUAGCAUCAAACUACUUGUUAAAUCCACGUGGUGUAUUAUUAAUUUAGCAUCCUUUAGUAAACAGAAUAUCAUCAUAUGAUUUAUUCUGCCCUUUUUAUAAUGAUAAUAGAGCAUUUAUGUAAAUGUGCCAGUGUAGGCAAAAAGCUCUAUCUGGAGUUAUCCUUUUCUUAUGUUGUAUUUUAGUUUCUUGUGUUUUCUUGGCUUUCCAUUGUGUUUUUUUUUUUUAUUUAUUUAAAAAUAAUCUUGUGUAUGCAUUAGGAAAUCAUGAUUCGAAGCACUGAAUGUUAGUGGUAAAAUCAGCGGUAUGCUCUCACUGUGUACAUUUGCUGUCUGCCUACUGUGCGCUGUGCACACCUUUUUUCUGUAACUUAUUUUAGCGUCACUGCUUAGAAUGUCUUGCCAGUUUAGAACACUGACAAAUGUUAACUCAUUAGAUUAUAAGCAAUCUGGUUUUGGUAAAUCUUUCUGGAAAUUACUAAAAUAAGUCCUUGAAGGUUUUAAUCCCUUCUCUCAUUCCCUUUCUCCCUCCUUCCCUCCCUCCCUCCCUCCCUCCCUCCCUCCCUCCCUCCCUUCCUUCCUUCCUUCCUUUUCCUCUCUCCUUUCCUCCCUUUUAUUUGUGCUACUGGGUAUGGAAGUCAGGAUCAUGUGCAUGCUAGGCAAUUACCUACUACAUAACUAUAUCCAACUUUGAGACAAUCUUGCUAAGUUAGCCAAGCUAGCCCUGAUCUCACCCAGCUUUAAUUUUUUAUACAGCCUCUAGAUUGGUGGGUAGGCAAAAGUUGGAGAUUGCUUGAUUUACUACAUUUUUACCAUAUCCGACACAAACCCUGUAGCAGGAAAUCAGGCAGUGGGAGUGAGAAGAGCUUCUUCUUGUUACAGAAGCAGCCCCAGCAGGGGUGUGGGGGGCACUCCUGAGCCUGCGCACACUGCAGCUUACUCUGCCUGUUCUGUAGGUCCUCAUUGUGAGUGGACAGGGUCUAUACUUGUAAAUGGUCUUAAAGAAGAGGAUUCUUCCAUGCAUCAUCCCAGAAGGUAAAGAGUUGGCAGCAUUAUGGUUUGCAGAAGGAAGUCCUAAGACAACCAUCAGCUCUGUUUUUAGGAGAAGAGGGCAGCUUGACAAGCCCUGGGUGGAGUUGCCCCAGCUCAGAACACCAGGAAGCUGGGAUGCCAGUCAUUUCAAGAUCCACUUACUAGGAAAGUUUGAGAUUCUGUUGAUCAUUUGAAAGUGCACCUUGCAUAAAUCCUUCUUUGACAUACUAUUUUUUCAUGCCAAUAGGCAUGUUGACGUGAACACAAUGUUUCCCCAUGCUGGCUUCCCAGGAUCAAUAGUUAGGACAGUCUAAUAAGGUUUUGUCUGUGUUUGACACACAGUUCCUUCUGCAUCUAGGGGUGGGUAGAAGGGUGCCAUGUGGAUUAAGCCAUUUAGGCCUGGGGUUGGGGUGUAGGGAUAGUUUUCCCUUUACUUCACACACACAUGUUGAGCUCCUUCCUGUUGCGUGUGGCGUCUCACCCCUGCCCAGGGUCACAGCCUCGUUGCUGUGAAGCCUUUGAGGUUCCUGUUCCUAUUUUUUUUUUUAUUUUUAAUUUAUUACGUAUUUUCCUCAAUUACAUUUCCAAUGCUAUCCCAAAAGUCUCCCAUACCCUCCCCCCCCCCCCACUUCCCUCCCCACCCAUUCCCAUUUUUUUGGCCCUGGCGUUCCCCUGUACUGGGGCAUAUAAAGUUUACGUUUUAAUCUCUUGCCUCACCUCCUCUCGGUUUCCCUUCUUUCCUACUAGUAUUAUUUUUGAAUGCUCUGAAUGCUGGUUUUUAAAAAAAAUUGUCUGAAACAGAAAUGUAUUUUCAGAAUAAUUCACAAAAGCGCAGGUCUCACACUGAAACUUCAACUCCUUCUUCCCCUUUCUCCUCCUCCUCUUCUCUGAAUGCCAGGGAGAAUGCAGUUGAAGGAGAUGCGCAGUCACAAUGACCAACUCUAAAGACAAAAGCCCUCAGCAUUACGUAUCCGGUUAUGUGAACAGCUUGACUGAGUAGGGUUAAGAUGUUGCAGAUGUCCUGCUUCUUUAAGGUGGCUUUUCAGGGCUGCUCAGGGAGGUAAGGAUGGAGUGCAAGUGGGAGACAUCUUUGGCCCACUCCCUGAGCUUAAGGCUAAAGUCACACAGUUGUGCAUCCAUUUUAGGGACAGCUCAUCAGUGUCCUCAUAGUGGCAGUGCUGCCAGGCUGUUUGCCUUUGUUUUCUUCAGCUGCUCGCUGUCUCACGCACUACCCUUCAGCUCCAUUACUGCUUUCUUCCCACACUGCUGCUUGCUGCCGAGACUUGGCAUCAAGGGCUUCCAAGUGCUCUGUUUGCUCUUCUCUCCAUUUAGGGAUACUCCAGUCUCUGAUCGCAGUAGACCUGCUUCUGAGAUAGCCGAAUAACUGUUUGUUGGCCCAUUACUUUCCUGGUAGUAUUCGCCAUUUUCCUUCCAUCAGCAGCAUCAGCAGUUGGUUUAUGUUAGCUUUUAACACUUGAGGCUGUACUUUCUUUUAUAGAAAUGUGUGUAAUUUUUAUUUUUUCCUAAUGGAUUUAAACUUAUAAAUCAUUAAAACUAUUUGUGCUUGUA
Mus musculus (house mouse) is the source of this 5448-nucleotide messenger RNA. It is a transcript of the gene Bard1, whose product is annotated as BRCA1 associated RING domain 1. Gene Ontology annotation, cellular component: nucleoplasm; nuclear speck; cytoplasm. The transcript has 11 exons. Gene Ontology annotation, molecular function: RNA binding; protein homodimerization activity; protein heterodimerization activity. Bases 166 to 2463 code for a protein of 765 amino acids. NCBI's taxonomy places the organism in Eukaryota, Metazoa, Chordata, Mammalia, Rodentia, Muridae. Gene Ontology annotation, biological process: protein ubiquitination; positive regulation of apoptotic process; negative regulation of apoptotic process. The record is from RefSeq and is marked validated.